CGAGAAAGGGCCCGGAGGCUUUGGGAUCCCGACGGGUUGGGGGCGCAGGGACGGAGCCCAGUGUGGAGGCCCGGCUCCCGUAGGCUGCGCGGCACCUGGCUGCCUACCGAACAGUAAAGGGACAUAGCAGUCCCAACCGCGGCUCCAAACGCCACCUCUGGCACGUUUUCUUUAAAAUAAGAGGGCUGGGGAAAUAAUAAUAAUACAAUUAGAGGGUUGGCCCAGAACCGUGGUUCUCAAAGCUUGACUGCGUAUUAGAAUCAUCUGGAGAGCCUCUAAGUCUCCAGGACUGAGGCGCACCACCUUAUGUAAUCUCUUUGGGCAAUUCCUGCGCUGAAGUUGCGAGCUGACGGCUUUUCUCGCCGCCUUCCUCUGCCCCAGCGGCGACCCUGCGUCCCUCUGGGUGGUGGUGGUGGUGGUGGCAGUUGCUGCCUGAGCUCCUGGGCGAGCGCAGGCGUUUCUCUGGAGAACCCGACCUCUCUCCCGUCCUAUGCGAGUUUCCCCCAGCUUGGAGAAGGGCGCGGAUAGCAGCCCGAGAGUGGCUAGUGUAGUGUGGAUAGGGAGAGGGAAGGGGAACUCGGUUUUCUCCAGCCUGGGGUGGAGGCGACGUCCCCAGAAACCGGCACUGCAGCUGCAACCCAAGGAGGUCCCUCCUGAGGUGCCCCUGACCGUCCCUGCCCCACCCCACCCCGGAUCCCGGCAAUGCUAACCGCUGUCUGCGGCUCUCUGGGCAGCCAGCACCCGGACGCGCCUCACGCCUCCCCGCCGCGCCUCGACCUGCAGCCGCUCCAGACGUACCAGGGCCACACGAGCCCGGAGGCCGGGGACUACCCCUCCCCGCUGCAGCCGGCAGAGCUGCAGAGCCUCCCGCUGGGCCCGGAGGUGGACUUCUCCCAAGGCUAUGAGCUGCCGGGGGUCUCCUCGCGGGUGACCUGCGAGGACCUGGAAAGUGACAGUCCCUUAACUCCGGGACCCUUUUCCAAGCUCCUGCAACCGGACAUGUCGCACCAUUACGAAUCGUGGUUCCGGCCGACCCACCCGGGCACGGAGGACGGCUCGUGGUGGGACCUUCAUCCGGGCACCAGCUGGAUGGACCUCUCCCACACCCAGGGCGCCCUCACUUCCCCUGGCCACCCGGGGGCGCUCCAGGCAGGCUUGGGGGGCUACGUCGGCGACCACCAGCUUUGCGCCCCGCCGCCCCACCCGCACCCGCACCACCUCCUCCCGGCCGCCGGGGGGCAGCAUCUCUUGGGGCCGCCCGACGGAGCUAAGGCCUUGGAAGCGGCGGCGCCCGAGUCCCAAGGGCUGGAUUCCAGUCUGGAUGCGGCGGCCCGACCCAAAGGCUCCCGGCGAUCUGUGCCCCGCAGCUCGGGCCAGACCGUGUGUCGCUGCCCCAACUGCAUGGAGGCCGAGCGACUGGGGACCCCGUGCGGGCCCGACGGGAGCAAGAAGAAACAUUUGCACAACUGCCACAUCCCGGGCUGCGGGAAAGCCUACGCCAAGACGUCGCACCUGAAGGCGCACCUGCGCUGGCACAGCGGCGACCGUCCCUUCGUGUGCAACUGGCUCUUCUGCGGCAAGCGCUUCACGCGCUCCGACGAGCUGCAGCGCCACCUGCAGACGCACACGGGCACCAAGAAGUUUCCCUGCGCCGUGUGCAGCCGCGUGUUCAUGCGCAGCGACCACCUGGCCAAGCACAUGAAGACCCACGAGGGCGCCAAGGAGGAGGCGGCGGGGGCGGGCCCGGGCGAGGCCAAGGCCGGGGGCACGGUGGAGCCGCCGGGGGGCAAAGGCAAGCGGGAGGCCGAGGGCAGCGCGGCGCCCUCCAACUGAGCUGCCCCUGGCGGCCAUCUCCCCGCGGGCUCCGUGGGCGCAUCCAGAGAGCCUGGUGUGGGGGGUGAUGCUUACGUAAGGGGGAGAUGGUUAUUUAUUGAGCAGGGGCGGGGAUGGACGCAGGGGGGUUGUUAGCUUUUGGGACGUGGGGGGCUGGGCUGCCAGACCCCUCGGUCGGUCCCUAGGGGCUGGGAGCUGGGAAUGGGCACCGCCCGCCCCCGCCCCCCCUGCGCGCCUAGGGCUGGCAGGGCCGGCGGGAGAGAGGAUGGCGCGUCCCCGAGCUGAGUGGGGCCGGUCUGGGGCGCUGGGGCAGCUGUCUGGACACGUCCUCAGCGCCUGGGAACCCCGACUUAAAAGCGCCUGCGGAGCUGCCUUGCGGCCUGGCCCCUUUCAUCCCCUCCCCCAGCUCCCGCCCCUGGGGUUUGCAGAGGGAGAGCUGGGCGCCUUGGGGUCCGCCUGCCUGGGUCCUCUUAGGAGGGGUGGCUUUGUGGCUUGGAGGGUGGUGGAUGUAGAAGUAGGUCUUUUGGUGUCGCCACCCUGUUAAUUCUUCCGGAUCUUUGUGAUGGAGCACCGUGGGAAGAGGGGACAGUUGUCCAACCAGCACGAUGGGUGCAGGACAGAGUUAGAUGGGAGGCAGAAGCGGCUGAGCGGCAGGUCCCCUUCUAAAAACAAACAAGAGAAGGGAUUUGGCGGGGAAAUGGAAGGAAGGAACCCUCUCCUUCACCGACUCUGACUCAGCCCUUAGCUCUUGGGUUCUGAUCAAAUUCACAUUCCCCAUCUAUGCCCCCAGGUCGGUGUUUAAGGCUCUGAAAUUGGUGUCGGUCUUUACACUAGGUUCCCACGCUCUACCUUCCCCCAGACAGAUGGGAGGAGGGGGCAGGCUUCUCCUGCUCCCUCCCCUCCCCACCAGCUAAGCCAAGGCCUCCUGCCCCCGCUGAAGAUCUGCCCUGCCCCUUCUGUAUGAAGGACCCCCCCCCCCCAGGGAUUCAGGAAGCUGCCCCGUCCCUCCCUGGCCCUUUAGGUUUUAGAAAUACAUAUAGAUUCUGAUGGGGGGCGGGACAGGGAGGGGAGAAGCCCUGGCGGAGGCUGAGCCAGGUGAGGGGAAGGAAGAGGAUACAGGAGGGACUGGCAGGCCAGGGGACCCUGGAGCUGGGGACAUCCCGGGCCUGCCGCCCAGGCCUCUGGUCCCUCUGACCUUCCGGUCCCCUUGCUCCCCUCUCCACCUAGAGCCCUCUGCAGGGAUUAGCUGUGUAUUGAGUUUUAAGUUAUGAGCGAAGGGUAUUUUAUUUAAUAUUAGGGCAUGUGUGUGAGUGUGUGUGUGAAUGUGUGUGCAUGUUUCUCUACUGAGCCUGGGGUCUCCUGAGACUCCAUUUUGUCCACUCUGUCCACUGGGGGUGCUGGGACCCUGUCCAAGGACUACAAGCUCCACAGGAAGCAGGGGCUGCAAUGGGGGUAGGAAAUGUGUCUGUGUCAAAGGCCCCUCUUGAAAAGGGACAGGGUGGCACUGCAUUCCCUGUGGGACUCCGGCCUGGGAUAGUGUAAGAAGUAAGCUUCUUUCUUUGUGCUCCCUUUUUUUUCCCCAGCUCCUGCUCAUCCACCCGAGUUCCCUUCCUGGAAGAGAGGAUGGGCAGGGAGAGGUGUUGAGCCCUAUGCAUGCAUGCUGCCCGGCCGGCCAGCGGGAGGGGAGAAAGGAGGGCACCGGGCACCGUGGGUGUGGGCGUGGGGUGCCUUCCCCUCCACCCAUCGAAACCGAUCGCCCCCGCUGUGCCACCACUAUGGCCUUUCCAGUGACCAUUCUAAGGGGAUCUGCCAGAUGGGUGUUGGCGUGGGGGUAUGCAUGCUCCCCCUUCUAGAGGGCCUGGCCCGCAGGUUUACAGGUGGGGGCUUUGGAUAGGUUUUCUUCUGCUCCCUUGUUGGAUAGAUCUAGGUUUCUCAGCUGCUUGCCCUUGUAGGCAGCCCCCCUAGAGAAAAAUGUAGGAUUUUUGUUCUUUGCUGUGAACCCACUUUGGGGGGAGGAAGAGGAGGAAGAAGAAACAGCCUCUGUUUUUCAUGCAACAAUAAAGUCCUCAGCAGCAUCA
Cavia porcellus (domestic guinea pig) is the source of this 3911-nucleotide messenger RNA. RefSeq names its product Sp6 transcription factor (gene Sp6). The transcript is spliced from 2 exons. NCBI's taxonomy places the organism in Eukaryota, Metazoa, Chordata, Mammalia, Rodentia, Caviidae. The record is from RefSeq and is a predicted model, not a curated record. Gene Ontology annotation, molecular function: RNA polymerase II cis-regulatory region sequence-specific DNA binding; DNA-binding transcription factor activity, RNA polymerase II-specific. Gene Ontology annotation, biological process: regulation of transcription by RNA polymerase II. The coding region runs from base 703 to 1833 and encodes 376 amino acids.